Ilex paraguariensis (yerba mate) is the source of this 207-nucleotide messenger RNA. The record is from the annotation of a GenBank genome assembly. Lineage: Eukaryota; Viridiplantae; Streptophyta; Magnoliopsida; Aquifoliales; Aquifoliaceae.
AUGGAACUGAGAGAUGUGUUGUGCACAGAGACAUUAAGCCCUCAAACAUCCUUCUCUCUUCUAAGAAAAAUCCCAAGUGAGGAAGGGUUUUAUGUUGGAAUUGCAGAGGCAGUCGGGUAUUUGCACAAUGGAACUGAGAGAUGUGUUGUGCACAGAGACAUUAAGCCCUCAAACAUCCUUCUCUCUUCUAAGAAAAAUCCCAAGUGA